CAUUGCGUCCUCGUUCUUUAUAAACCUAAUAACGCCCUAUUCCAGAGAGGAGAGAGAGAAGAGAGGAGAGGUUCUUCGCCAAGUCUGCUCAGCUUCGUAGUAAAUUAUGGUUAAGCAUAACAAUGUUGUGCCCAAUGGGCAUUUCAAGAAGCACUGGCAGAACUAUGUGAAGACCUGGUUUAAUCAACCAGCCCGGAAAGCCAGAAGACGUACUGCUAGACAAAAGAAGGCUGUAAAGAUUUUCCCUAGACCUACAGCUGGAGCACUUCGUCCCGUUGUUCAUGGACAGACGUUGAAGUACAACAUGAAAGUCAGGGCUGGGAGGGGAUUUUCUCUCGAGGAGCUCAAGGCAGCAGGUGUUCCAAAAAAACUUGCCCCAACCAUCGGUAUUGCUGUUGACCAUCGCCGUAGGAACCGUUCCCUGGAAAGUCUCCAGGCUAAUGUUCAGAGGCUGAAGACAUACAAGGCCAAGUUGGUUGUCUUCCCAAGACGUGCUCGCAAGUUCAAGGCUGGUGAUUCUGCUCCUGAGGAACUGGCUACAGCAACUCAAGUCCAAGGUCCUUACAUGCCCAUUGUGCGUGAGAAGCCAUCUGUGGAACUUGUUAAGAUCACAAACGAGAUGAAGUCAUUCAAGGCCUAUGACAAGCUGCGUAUGGAGAGGAUGAACGCACGUCACGUCGGAGUCAGGAUGAAGAAGGCUGCAGAGGCUGAGAAGGAAGAGAAGAAAUAGUGAGUAUGCGAGAAUGGCAUUUGGUUUUUUUGGGCCCGAGUCUAGAUACUGGUUUUGUUUUGAAUCGAUAGCUGUAGCCUUUAUGAAUUCUCUAAUUCACAGUUUUGGAUCAUCAUCUGUUUGGAGUUUGUGUUCCUCCUAUUCCAGAUCGGUUGUUUCUAUUGAAUUUCAUCACUUUUGGUAUUGGGGUUAUGUUUUUUUACCUAUGCCUUGGUAUCAUUACCAGGUGAGUUGUAGCCCAUUGAAAUGUGGGAAUUUUAGGUACAUGUUCAAGUUCCCAUUAUUUGGUUUCUCUCUCAUGAUGGUAUGUUUCUUUAGCAA
Molecule: messenger RNA, 1051 nt
Organism: Cornus florida
Lineage: Eukaryota; Viridiplantae; Streptophyta; Magnoliopsida; Cornales; Cornaceae
Product: large ribosomal subunit protein eL13z-like
Exons: 5
Coding region: 107-730 (207 amino acids)
Biological process (GO): translation
Cellular component (GO): ribosome; cytosolic large ribosomal subunit
Molecular function (GO): RNA binding; structural constituent of ribosome
Source: RefSeq, a predicted model, not a curated record